Messenger RNA from Pteronotus mesoamericanus, 5340 nucleotides. RefSeq names its product ubiquitin conjugating enzyme E2 O (gene UBE2O). The coding region runs from base 19 to 3891 and encodes 1290 amino acids. The transcript is spliced from 18 exons. Gene Ontology annotation, molecular function: ubiquitin conjugating enzyme activity. NCBI's taxonomy places the organism in Eukaryota, Metazoa, Chordata, Mammalia, Chiroptera, Mormoopidae. The record is from RefSeq and is a predicted model, not a curated record.
GACUCGCGCAGAGCAGUUAUGGCGGAUUCCGCAGCGCUCGCGCCUGCAGCUCCGGCUCCCGCCCAGGUCCCGGCCGCGACCCCUGAGGUGGCCCCGGCCCCGGACGCGGCCCCGGACGCGGCCCCGGCGCCCGCCCGGGACUCGGCCUCCGGGCCGUCCUCGGACUCUGGCCCCGAAGCCGGCUCGCAGCGUCUGCUGUUCUCUCACGACCUGGUGUCGGGCCGUUACCGCGGCUCGGUGCACUUCGGGCUGGUGCGCCUUAUCCACGGCGAGGACUCGGACUCAGAGGGCGAGGAGGAGGGCCGCGGGAGCUCGGGCUGCUCCGAGGCGGGGGGCGCGGGCCACGAGGAGGGCCGGGCCAGCCCGCUGCGCCGCGGCUACGUGCGCGUGCAGUGGUACCCGGAGGGCGUCAAGCAGCACGUGAAGGAAACCAAGCUGAAACUAGAGGACCGCUCUGUGGUGCCCCGGGAUGUGGUCCGGCACAUGCGAUCCACAGACAGCCAGUGCGGCACCGUGAUAGACGUCAGCAUCGACUGUGCCGUCAAGCUCAUCGGCACCAACUGCAUCAUCUACCCCGUCAACAGCAAGGACCUGCAGCACAUCUGGCCCUUCAUGUAUGGGGACUACAUUGCCUACGACUGCUGGCUGGGGAAAGUCUACGACUUGAAGAACCAGAUCAUCCUGAAGCUGUCCAAUGGUGCCAGGUGCUCCAUGAACACAGAGGAUGGUGCCAAGCUCUACGACGUCUGCCCGCACGUCAGCGACUCAGGUCUCUUCUUCGAUGACUCCUAUGGCUUCUACCCGGGCCAGGUGCUCAUCGGCCCCGCCAAGAUCUUCUCCAGCGUCCAGUGGCUGUCGGGAGUCAAGCCUGUGCUCAGCACCAAGAGCAAAUUCCGGGUGGUGGUGGAAGAGGUGCAGGUGGUAGAACUGAAAGUCACUUGGAUUACCAAAAGCUUCUGUCCAGGGGGCACGGACAGUGUCAGCCCCCCACCCUCUGUCAUCACCCAGGAAAACCUAGGCAGGGUGAAGCGUCUCGGAUGCUUUGACCAUGCUCAGCGGCAGCUGGGGGAGCGCUGUCUGUUUGUCUUCCCGGCCAAGGUAGAGCUGGCCAAGAUUGCCUGUGAAUGUCCAGAAAAACACUGCGCCCAGGGGGAGGGCUCCAUGGCCAAGAAGGUAAAGCGCCUGCUGAAGAAGCAGGUUGUAAGGAUCAUGUCCUGCUCCCCGGACACCCAGUGCUCCAGGGACCAUUCCGCGGAGGAUCCAAGCAAGAAAGGAGGGGCCAAGGCAAAGAGCGCAGCGGGGUCCGCCAGCCCUGAGGAGACCCCCGAUGGAUCCUCCAGCCCUGUGGAGAUGCAGGACGAGGGCCCGGAGGAGGCCCAGGAGACAGGCGAACAGCUGCCCCCCUUCCUGCUGAAGGAGGGCGGAGACGACAGGCUGCACUCGGCCGAGCAGGAUGCAGACGAUGAGGCUGCUGACGACACGGACGACACCAGCUCGGUUACCUCCUCCGCCAGCUCCACCACCUCCUCCCAGAGUGGCAGCGGCACGAGCCGCAAAAAGAGCAUCCCCUUGUCCAUCAAGAACUUGAAGCGGAAACACAAGAGGAAGAAGAAUAAAAUCACCCGUGACUUCAAGCCAGGGGACAGGGUGGCAGUGGAGGUGGUGACCACGAUGACCUCAGCAGACGUGAUGUGGCAGGACGGCUCCGUGGAGUGCAACAUCCGCUCCAACGACCUCUUCCCGGUGCACCAUCUGGACAACAACGAGUUCUGCCCGGGAGACUUCGUGGUGGACAAGCGAGCCCAGAGCUGCCCCGACCCCGCUGUCUACGGCGUGGUGCAGUCUGGGGACCACGUGGGCCGCACCUGUGUGGUGAAGUGGUUCAAGCUGAGGCCGAGUGGGGAUGACGUGGAGCUGAUUGGAGAAGAGGAGGACGUGAGCGUUUAUGACAUUGCAGACCACCCUGACUUCCGGUUCCGCACAACGGAUAUCGUCAUCCGCAUUGGCAACACUGAGGACGGAGCUCCUCACAAGGAGGAUGAGCAGCCAUCAGUCGGCCAGGUGGCCCGCGUGGACGUCAGCAGCAAGGUGGAGGUGGUGUGGGCUGACAACUCGAAGACCAUCAUCCUGCCCCAGCACCUGUACAACAUCGAGUCCGAGAUCGAGGAGUCGGACUACGACUCAGUGGAGGGCAGCACCAGCGGGGCGUCCUCCGACGAGUGGGAGGAUGACAGUGACAGCUGGGAGACGGACAACGGACUGGUGGAGGACGAGCACCCCAAGAUAGAGGAGCCCCCGGUCCCCCCCGCUGAGCAGCCGGCGGCCCCUGAGGAGGACAAGGGCGUGGUGAUCAGUGAAGAGGCCGCCACGGCCGCCAUUCAGGGGGCCGUGGCCAUGCCUGCCCCGGUGGCCGGGCUGAUGGAGAAGGCCGGCAAGGACGGGCCCCCGAAGAGCUUCCGGGAGCUGAAGGAGGCCAUCAAGAUCCUGGAGAGCCUCAAGAACAUGACGGUGGAGCAGCUUCUGACGGGCUCCCCCACCUCCCCCACAGUGGAGCCUGAGAAACCAACUCGAGAGAAGAAGUUUCUGGAUGACAUCAAGAAGCUGCAGGAAAACCUCAAGAAGACCCUGGACAACGUGGCCAUCGCAGAGGAGGAGAAGAUGGAGGCCAUGCCGGACGCAGAGCGCAAGGAGGACAGGCCCGAGGCACAGUCGCCUGUCAAGGCCGAGUGGCCCAGCGAGACGCCCGUGCUCUGCCAGCAGCGUGGCGGCAGGCCCGGCGUCACCUUCACCAGCGCCAGGGGCGAGGUCUUCUCCGUGCUGGAGUCCGCGCCCUCAAAUCACUCUUUCAAGAAAAUCGAGUUCCAGCCUCCAGAAGCCAAGAAGUUCUUCAGCACGGUGCGGAAGGAGAUGGCACUGCUGGCUACCUCGCUGCCCGAUGGCAUCAUGGUCAAGACUUUUGAGGACAGAAUGGACCUCUUCUCCGCCCUGAUCAAGGGCCCCACUCGCACCCCCUAUGAGGACGGCCUCUACCUGUUUGACAUCCAGCUUCCCAACAUCUACCCGGCCGUGCCCCCCCACUUCUGCUACCUCUCCCAGUGCAGUGGCCGUCUGAACCCCAACCUCUAUGACAACGGGAAGGUGUGCGUCAGCCUCCUGGGCACCUGGAUUGGAAAGGGGACAGAGAGGUGGACGAGCAAGUCCAGCCUUCUCCAGGUGCUCAUCUCCAUCCAAGGUCUGAUCCUGGUGAACGAGCCGUACUACAACGAAGCCGGCUUCGACAGCGACCGGGGCCUGCAGGAGGGCUACGAGAACAGCCGCUGCUACAACGAGAUGGCGCUGAUCCGCGUGGUACAGUCCAUGACCCAGCUGGUGCGGCGGCCCCCCGAGGUCUUUGAGCAGGAGAUCCGGCAGCACUUCAGUGCCGGCGGCUGGCGGCUGGUGAGACGCAUCGAGUCCUGGCUGGAAACCCACGCCCUGCUGGAGAGGGCUCAGGCGCUGCCCAACGGGGUCUCCAAGGACAGCGGCUGUGCGGUGGCCGAGCUCCCGGAUGGCGGCCAGGCAGAACCUGAGGAUGGCAGGCUGGCCCCUGGGGAGGCCUCCCAGGGCUCGGACUCGGAGGGUGGUGCCCAGGGCCCGGCCACAGCCAGCAGGGACCCCACAGACCAGACUUCGGAGGCUGCGCCGGAUGCCUCGGCGCCGCCCAGUGUCAAACCAAAGAAGCGGAGGAAGAGCUACCGGAGCUUCUUGCCCGAGAAGAGCGGCUACCCCGACAUCGGCUUCCCCCUCUUCCCGCUUUCUAAGGGUUUCAUCAAGAGCGUCCGGGGGGUUCUGGCGCAGUUCCGGGCCGCCCUGGUUGAGGCAGGCAUGCCUGAGUGCACAGACGACAAGUAGCCGCCAGCCCUGUAGGACGGAGGACCGCGGUGGGAGAGGCCAGCUGCUGCCUGCUCAUCCCUUCCCCUGGACCCUCCCCUCUUCCCACUCUCUCCUCUGUCCCCGAUGCAAGCCCCCCAGGCCCCUUUCUUCCCAAGGUGAGUUUGAUGCUGACGUGCAAGAAGUCUCUUGAGAUGCUGCCAUUUCUAUUCCGAAGCAGCCUUUCAACAGGCAAGUCCCCCGUGCAAAGCAAACCUGAACCCUGUUGCUGAUUUCCCACUUGUCACCCAGGCGACGUGUCCCAGCACUUGCCCCCUCGCCGGCUCCUCUCGGGGCUGAGGAGUGCCCCCAGGGCCCAGCGCGGUGCGAGCAGUGGCGGGACGGGCGGCCGUGCCGCGCGUGCAGUGCGGGUCGCUCCCGCAGCUCCCCUCGUCCUUCCCGUCCUCUUCAGUGCCAUGGUAGCUCCCUGGGCCCCGGGCCGGCGCCCCCAGGUCCGCCCUCGCUCCCCAGCAUCAGCACGUUUUCCUGGGAGUUACAGCCGCUGUCACUGACCCUGGCUCUGUUCUGGCCCAGUUGCCACAGGACAGCCCUCAGGGGCCUGUCGAACUUGCUCUCUUAGAGACCGGGCUGGGUUCAGGGUGACACCCAAAAGGGGCGGUGGCCCUCACAUGCCAACACGGAGCGAGGACCAGGGAGCUGCCGGGAAAGAAACAACUGUAGGUGCCUUGCUCUCCUGUCCCCUGUGGCCAUGGGUGGGUGGUCCUGGCCUCGAGGCCCCGUGUGCAUGACCCGAAGCCAGUGUCUGCCCCCUGCUGCGGCCGGGCCCAGGGCCCCAGGAGGCGGGAGCGCAGGGGCCUCUCCCAUGCCCUCUGUUCCUCCCCUUACCAAGUGCUCGUGCUGGGAGGCGGCCCUCUCCCCCGAGACCAAGGCCACCUGUCAGCCCUUAGCUUACCAACUGCGCAGGCUCAGUCGGGGGGGGGGCAGUGGCCGGUGCGGGGUCUCCUCCUCCGCAGAGACAGACCCAGAGGUUUACAAGUUUUCUAAGCUUUUGAUAAUGUGAAGCUCCAAGUUAAGAGGAUGCUGUGAGCACAUUGCAGGUAUGUAAUUUUUGGUGUAUGUAUGUAAUAUUUAAGGUUGACAGAAAAUAAAUUUCAAAAGCAAAGAUAUUAACUCUUACUAGAAAAAAACAAAAAAAGAAGCCAAAGCAUGAUGCGUCUCGUCCGCCUUAAGCUGGCUCCUCCCCCGAGCAGCGACUUUCCACCCAGCGGGCGGCAGCCCCGGGGAGGGACUCGUGUGAGAAACACCCUGAGCGACUGGUGGGGCUGUGCUUCCCAGGGCGUUGUUCGCGUGGAGAUGUGAAUGCCUACUGCUUACGAUAUCUGUAUAAAGUGCUGUGUGAUUAAACCUUUUUUUUACUUGCAUUUUUUUUUUUUUUUUUUUUUUUGGUUUGGCUCAUUACAAUGUACAAAA